AUGGCGGGUUCAAUGCAUAUGUCGCGACUGCGGAACUGGUUUCUCGCCUCUCCGCCUGUUGAGUUCGCCAUCACGAACCUGAAGGACCUGCUGAUCGGCGCGCUCCAGCAGGGCCCUAUCCCUCAGCAUGUGGCCUUUGUUAUGGAUGGGAACAGGAGAUUCGCCCGCUCUCAUGGAAUCGAAACAGUGGAGGGACACAACUUGGGAUUUGAGGCUUUGGCAAGGAUCCUCGAAGUCUGUUACAAAAGUGGUGUAAAGGUAGUGACGAUCUACGCCUUCAGCAUCGAGAACUUCAAACGGUCGAAAUUCGAGGUGGAUGCGCUUAUGGAAAUGGCCAAGGUGAAGCUGUCACAGAUGGCCCAGCAUGGCGACCUGCUAGAUCGAUAUGGCGCCAAGGUCCGCGUCCUGGGCCGCCUUGAUCUCCUUAAGCCCGAUGUCCUGGCUGCUGUCAAUAGAGCCGUCGACCUGACUAGCCGCAACGGAGACCGCGUCCUGAACAUCUGCUUCCCCUACACCUCCCGCGACGAAAUCACCACCGCCAUCCGUGACACAGUCGACGACUAUAGUAAGCCGAUCCCAAACGCCCGCUCCGCAGCCGCCGCAUCCCGAACACCCUUCUCGGAAUCCCAUAUUGCACAUAAUAUCCGCGCGCAGACGCUCAGCUCGAAAACACACGAUACACCCAGCGACUCGGAAUCCACAUCUGGAUCCUCGGCCCAGGAUGACGAUUCAGUUACUCGAAACGACCGCACUAACCGUGUCUAUGAGUCCGGUUCCUCCUUCUCAUCCUCCACAACCCUCCACCUGGGAGGCCAACAAGAGCCUCACAAGGGCUCACCACAGACUGCCGCGGCGGAAUCAGACAGCCCAGUCUAUAUCUCCCCUGAAACAAUCUCCCGCCAAACCCUCAACGACCGCAUGUUGACCAAGGGCACACCACCCCUCGACAUCCUAAUCCGUACAUCGGGCGUGGAACGCUUAAGCGACUUCAUGCUCUGGCAAACACACGAAAACACAGAAAUUGUCUUCCUGGAUGUAAUGUGGCCGGAAUUCGACCUGUGGCAUUUCCUGCCCGUGAUGCUCGGCUGGCAGCGACGGAUCUCCAAGUCGCGGCAGGACCCUGAUGCAGAGGGCAACUUUGCUGGUGAUAGUCCUGAGUCUAGUGAGGAAGACCUCGAUGCUAUGCUGUUGCGCCAAGGUGGCAAGGAUAAAGGCAUCUAG
Messenger RNA from Penicillium antarcticum, 1221 nucleotides. Its product is annotated as undecaprenyl diphosphate synthase family protein. Gene Ontology annotation, molecular function: ditrans,polycis-polyprenyl diphosphate synthase [(2E,6E)-farnesyl diphosphate specific] activity. The coding region runs from base 1 to 1221 and encodes 406 amino acids. The transcript has 2 exons. Lineage: Eukaryota; Fungi; Ascomycota; Eurotiomycetes; Eurotiales; Aspergillaceae. The record is from RefSeq and is a predicted model, not a curated record. Gene Ontology annotation, cellular component: membrane; lipid droplet; endoplasmic reticulum.